AUGAGUGUCGAUAAUGUGGGUGAAGAGUUGCAGAAGCUCUGCCGUUUUACGAUCCGUCCAAUAGAUUCAGCUAAUUAUUCGGAAAAGCUUGAAGCUUUAUUAAAUCAGAAAGGUAUUGAUCCUUCUUUUACACUUGAGGACCUUCUUGAUGAGAAGUUUUCAACUGCUAGUGAGGAACUUCCUGUGAUUCCUGUAGAAAAAUUGAAAUUUUUACUUGAUUCUUUAUCUAGAGAAUCUAUCGAUAUUGAUCCAUUUACUAAACAAUACUCAUUCAGUUCGGCUCAAUUAGAUGCGAAUACAACACUCCUUCAUUUGCUUUGUUACAAUUUACCUUCAACUAGCACUGCGGAGGAACUCCAGGUGGUGAGCUCAAUGGUUGAAAGUUUGUUAUUGUCAGGAUUGGCUUGGAACUUGGUUGAUCAUAAUGAUAAGACCCCUGGUUGUAUACUAGUAGAUCGUGCUUUGACUAAUCUACAAAUAUAUGACCAAAUUGUGGAAGCAGGUGUUAGAAGUGAAUUAUUAUUUAGAAAACUACAAGAUAAUGGAUUGGAUUUCCUUAUGGGCGGGGACGAAGAUGAAGACGAUGAUGAUGAAGAGAUCCCAGAUUUGGUUGAAGAGGCUAUUCCUGAAGAAGAAGAAGAAGAAGAAGAAGAAGAAGAAGAAGAAGACCAACAAUCAAGUCAAGAAGCAGCUGAACACACUAAUGACCCUGUGGAUGAUAGAGCAACCUACCUUAAUACAAAGCUCGAAUAUAACGAUAACGCUCUCAUAACCGCAGAUAACAAAGAUGGUGUAAUGAUGAAUUGGGAAACUAAGCUUAUGAAAGUUGGAUGUGAUACCCUUUUCAAAGGUAUAUCGCUAGAAGAGCUUUCUGCCGAUUCUGAUGAAGAAAUAAACCUCCUUAAUAUUGGGUUUGGGAUGGGGAUCAUUGAUACAUUUAUCCAAGAACGUAUUGCUUCAUUACUUAAAACACACCCACACCUCAAGAUUAAUCAUUAUAUUUGUGAGGCUCAUCCAGAUGUUCUUGCAAAGAUUGAAACCGAUGGCUGGUAUGAUAAGCCAACUGUGAAGAUUCUUGCUGGAAAAUGGCAAGAUCAAUUGAGUGAACUUCUUGAUGGAGGCGACGUUUUCUUCAACGGUGCCUACUACGAUACUUUCAGUGAACACUAUCAUCCGGACAUGUACCCACAACUUUUUGAUCUUUUGAUUGGCUUGCUCAAACCACAUGGAAUCAUUUCAUUCUUCAAUGGAUUAGGUGCGGAUCGUCAAAUUGUUUAUGAUGUCUAUUGCCGUAUUGUCACUUUAGAUUUGGCUGAUUAUGGGCUAGACGUGAAAUAUGAAUCUAUUGAUGUUGAUGCGGAUAAGGAAGAUAAAAAAAUGAAUGUUGAAAAACAAGAGGCUGGGGUAUGGGAUACCGUCAAAAGGUCAUAUUGGAAUUGUCCAGUCUACUAUCACCCAGAAAUCACUUUUCAAUAG
Messenger RNA from Saccharomycopsis crataegensis, 1476 nucleotides. It is a transcript of the gene RMT2, whose product is annotated as protein-arginine N5-methyltransferase. Gene Ontology annotation, biological process: peptidyl-arginine methylation. The record is from RefSeq and is a predicted model, not a curated record. Gene Ontology annotation, cellular component: nucleus; cytoplasm. The coding region runs from base 1 to 1476 and encodes 491 amino acids. The transcript has a single exon. Lineage: Eukaryota; Fungi; Ascomycota; Saccharomycetes; Ascoideales; Saccharomycopsidaceae. Gene Ontology annotation, molecular function: protein arginine N5-methyltransferase activity.